Mirounga angustirostris (Northern elephant seal) is the source of this 7833-nucleotide messenger RNA. It is a transcript of the gene BRWD3, whose product is annotated as bromodomain and WD repeat domain containing 3. Gene Ontology annotation, molecular function: protein binding. The transcript has 42 exons. The coding region runs from base 302 to 5743 and encodes 1813 amino acids. Gene Ontology annotation, cellular component: nucleus. Lineage: Eukaryota; Metazoa; Chordata; Mammalia; Carnivora; Phocidae. Gene Ontology annotation, biological process: regulation of cell shape; regulation of transcription by RNA polymerase II; cytoskeleton organization. The record is from RefSeq and is a predicted model, not a curated record.
CUCUCAGGCUGGCUAGCUCGCUCUCUCUCUCUCUCUCUCUCUCUCUCUCUCUCUCCCCCCCUCCUCUCUCUCCUCUCUCUCCUUUCUCUCCGCCUCCUCUGCUCUUGGGCUAGAAUAUCUAUGGGUCGAUACGUGAUGCGAUGAAUCCGAGAGAGACCAGAGAGACCAAAACUAGGACGAGGAGUGGGGCGGAAGCGGUGGGACUCCUGGGCAUGGGGGCUUCACCACAAUAGAGGCAGCGCCCCCACCCGCCCCCGCCAGCUCCUCCGGAGCGGAGCCCCCAAACCCCCUAGGGAAAAGGAUGGCGGCGGCACCUACCCAGAUCGAAGCCGAGCUGUAUUACCUGAUCGCUAGAUUCUUGCAGUCCGGACCCUGCAACAAAUCCGCUCAGGUGCUAGUGCAGGAGCUCGAGGAGCAUCAGUUGAUUCCGCGCCGCUUGGACUGGGAGGGAAAAGAGCACCGAAGAAGCUUCGAGGAUCUGGUGGCAGCCAAUGCACACAUUCCUCCAGACUACCUCCUUAAAAUUUGUGAGCGGAUUGGUCCCUUACUAGAUAAGGAGAUCCCUCAGAGUGUUCCUGGGGUACAGACAUUACUAGGUGUUGGUCGGCAGUCUCUGUUACGGGAUGCCAAAGACUGUAAGAGUACACUAUGGAAUGGGUCUGCUUUUGCAGCUCUACAUAGAGGCAGACCUCCAGAACUACCUGUAAAUUAUGUGAAACCUCCAAAUGUGGUAAAUAUCACCUCUGCCAGGCAAUUAACUGGAUGCAGUCGCUUCAGCCAUAUUUUCCCUUCAUCUGCUUACCAGCACAUUAAGAUGCAUAAGAGAAUUCUGGGGCACUUGUCAUCUGUCUACUGUGUAGCAUUUGACCGAAGUGGGAGAAGAAUUUUUACAGGUUCAGAUGACUGUUUGGUGAAAAUCUGGGCAACAGAUGAUGGACGUCUCCUUGCUACACUUCGAGGGCACUCUGCUGAAAUUUCUGACAUGGCUGUUAACUAUGAAAACACUCUUAUUGCUGCAGGCAGCUGUGAUAAGGUUGUAAGAGUGUGGUGUCUUCGAACUUGUGCACCAGUUGCAGUCCUUCAGGGACAUUCAGCUUCUAUUACUUCCAUACAGUUUUGUCCAUCAACUAAAGGCACAACCAGAUACCUCACUUCUACUGGUGCUGAUGGAACAAUCUGUUUCUGGCAAUGGCAUGUAAAAACAAUGAAGUUUAGAGAUCGCCCAGUGAAAUUUACUGAGAGAUCCAGACCUGGAGUUCAGAUAUCUUGUUCAUCUUUCAGUUCUGGUGGUAUGUUCAUUACAACAGGUAGCACUGACCAUGUGAUUAGAAUAUAUUAUUUGGGUUCUGAGAUCCCUGAGAAAAUUGCUGAAUUAGAAUCACAUACGAUGUUCCUGAGCAAAGCCUGCAGGUGUCCUGCAGCAGAGGACAAAGUUGUUGCUGUUCAGUUCUGUAACAAUGGAGACAGUUUAAGAUUUGUUAGUGGAAGUCGAGAUGGAACAGCAAGAAUUUGGCAAUAUCAGCAACAAGAAUGGAAGAGUAUAGUGCUAGAUAUGGCUACUAAAAUGACUGGGAAUAAUUUGCCAUCUGGAGAAGACAAGGUCACUAAACUUAAGGUGACUAUGGUGGCCUGGGAUCGCUAUGACACUACAGUUAUUACUGCAGUGAACAAUUUUCUUUUGAAAGUAUGGAAUUCUCUUACGGGGCAACUUCUUCAUACUUUAUCUGGACAUGAUGAUGAAGUAUUUGUUUUGGAAGCACAUCCAUUUGAUCAAAGGAUCAUACUUUCAGCGGGUCAUGAUGGGAACAUUUUUAUUUGGGACCUUGACCGGGGAACCAAAAUUCGGAAUUAUUUUAACAUGAUUGAAGGCCAAGGCCAUGGUGCAGUGUUUGAUUGUAAAUUUUCACCAGAUGGAAACCAUUUUGCCUGCACAGACUCUCAUGGGCAUUUGCUGCUUUUUGGUUUUGGAUGCAGUAAAUACUAUGAAAAGAUUCCAGAUCAGAUGUUCUUCCACACGGAUUAUCGACCUCUUAUCCGUGAUGCCAACAACUAUGUACUGGAUGAACAAACCCAACAAGCUCCUCACCUCAUGCCUCCCCCAUUCUUGGUGGAUGUUGAUGGCAAUCCUCAUCCUACAAAAUUCCAAAGACUAGUACCAGGACGGGAAAAUUGUAAAGAUGAACAACUUAUACCACAGCUGGGAUAUGUGGCUAAUGGUGAUGGUGAGGUGGUAGAACAAGUAAUUGGGCAACAAACCAAUGACCAAGAUGAAAGCAUUCUUGAUGGAAUAAUCAGGGAGCUACAGAGAGAACAAGAUCUUAGACUAAUUAACGAAGGAGAUGUUCCACAUUUUCCAAUUAAUAGAUCAUAUUCUGCUAAUGGUGCUUUGAGAAGUCCAAAUAUGGACAUAUCUUCAUCACCAAAUAUUGGGCUUCGACGUAGUGGUCACAUUGAAGGUGUCCGACAAAUGCAUAACAAUGCUCCCCGGAGCCAGAUGGCCACUGAAAGAGAUCUCAUGGCAUGGAGCAGAAGAGUGGUGGUCAAUGAAUUAAAUAGUGGAGUUAGUAGGGUUCAGGAAGAAUGUCGAACUGCAAAAGGUGACAUAGAAAUCAGUCUUUAUACAGUCGAAAAGAAGAAAAAGCCAUCUUAUCCUACCCAAAGGAAUGAUUAUCAGCCUAGCUGUGGGCGGUCUUUACGAAGGACACAGCGCAAGCGUCAGCAUACUUACCAAACACGGUCCACCAUAGAGCAUAAAUCACAAGCAUCGUGUCAAAAUUCAGGUGUACAGGAAGACUCAGACAGCUCCUCUGAGGAAGAUGAAACAAUUGGCACAAGUGAUGCUUCUGUAGAGGAUCCUGUUAUUGAAUGGCAAAGUGAAAGUUCUUCCAGUGAUUCAUCAAGUGAAUAUUCUGAUUGGACAGCAGAUGCUGGAAUAAAUUUGCAACCUCCAAAAAGACAAACCAGACAGGCAACACGGAAAAUAUGCAGCAGCUCUGAAGAGGAGAAUUUGAAGUCAUUAGAAGAAAGGCAAAAGAAACCUAAACAAACUAGAAAGAAGAAAGGAGGACUGCUUUCUAUGGCAGGUGAACCCAAUGAAGAAUGGUUUGCCCCUCAGUGGAUUUUGGAUACCAUACCACGACGUUCCCCAUUUGUCCCACAGAUGGGAGAUGAGCUUAUCUAUUUCAGGCAAGGACAUGAAGCUUAUGUGCGGGCUGUAAGAAAGUCAAAAAUAUACAGCCUUAAUUUACAAAAACAGCCAUGGAAUAAAAUGGAUCUCAGGGAACAAGAAUUUGUUAAGAUUGUAGGAAUCAAAUAUGAGGUUGGACCACCUACACUAUGUUGCUUGAAGCUUGCGUUUCUGGACCCCAUUUCAGGCAAAAUGACUGGAGAAUCUUUUUCCAUUAAGUAUCAUGACAUGCCAGAUGUCAUUGACUUCCUUGUGCUACAUCAGUUUUAUAAUGAAGCCAAAGAAAGGAACUGGCAGAUAGGUGAUAGAUUCCGCAGUAUAAUAGAUGACGCCUGGUGGUUUGGAACUGUGGAGAGUCAGCAGCCUUUUCAACCAGAGUAUCCUGAUAGUUCUUUCCAAUGUUACAGUGUUCACUGGGACAAUAAUGAGAGAGAAAAGAUGAGCCCCUGGGAUAUGGAGCCAAUUCCAGAAGGAACUGCCUUUCCAGAUGAAGUUGGUGCUGGUGUUCCUGUGUCCCAGGAGGAACUGACUGCUUUGCUAUACAAACCCCAGGAAGGAGAGUGGGGGGCUCAUUCCAGAGAUGAGGAAUGUGAACGGGUUAUUCAGGGCAUCAACCACCUUCUUUCCCUGGAUUUUGCCAGCCCUUUUGCUGUUCCAGUGGAUCUCAGUGCCUAUCCCUUGUAUUGUACUGUAGUUGCUUAUCCAACUGACCUCAACACCAUUAGGCGGAGACUUGAAAAUCGCUUUUACAGGAGAAUAUCAGCAUUAAUGUGGGAGGUGCGCUACAUUGAGCAUAAUGCCAGGACUUUUAAUGAGCCAGACAGUCCUAUAGUUAAAGCAGCCAAAAUUGUAACUGAUGUCUUACUUCGAUUUAUUGGGGAUCAGAGCUGUACUGAUAUACUGGAUACUUAUAAUAAAGUUAAAGCAGAAGAACUAAACAGUACUGAUGCAGAGGAGGAUACAGAAUUGGUUGAUUUAGAUUCAGAUGGUCCUGGUACUUCAUCUGGAAGAAGGGUCAAAUGCCGAGGCAGAAGACAGUCUUUAAAGUGUAAUCCUGAUGCUUGGAGAAAACAAUGCAAAGAACUGUUGAGCCUCAUUUAUGAACGUGAAGACUCAGAGCCAUUUCGACAGCCAGCUGAUCAUCUUUCUUAUCCAGGCCAUCAAGAGCAAGAGGGAGAAUCCUCAGAGUCAGUUGUCCCAGAAAGACAAGAUCCAUCUCUUUCUGAGGAUUAUCCAAAUGUUAUAGACACUCCUAUGGACUUCAGCACUGUGAAAGAAACUUUGGAAGCAGGAAAUUACAGUAGUCCUCUGGAAUUUUAUAAGGAUGUUCGCCAAAUAUUCAGCAACUCCAAAGCUUAUACCUCUAAUAAAAAGUCAAGGAUCUAUAGCAUGACACUGCGAUUAUCUGCCUUAUUUGAAAAUCAUAUUAAAAAUAUCAUCUCUGAAUAUAAGUCAGGAAUGCAGAGUCAGAAGAGGAGAAGGCCACGAUACAGAAAACGUCUAAGAAGCAGCAGCAGUUCAUUAUCUAGUAGCAGAGCUCCUAGUCCCAAAGGGAAGCAGAAACAAAUGAAGUUGCAGCCUAAAAUUGACCAGAAUACCUCAGUGUCUUAUGCAAGGACUAGCUCUCCUUUCUCGUCUCCCGUUUCAGAUGCUGCUGAAGGCCUUUCAUUAUAUUUACUUGAUGAUGAACUGGAUGGGCCAUUUUCUUCAUCGAGCUUCAGUGGAUAUAGCCGAAGUGGAAAUAGCCAUGACCCAGGGAAAGCCAAAUCAUUUCGGAAUAGAGUUUUACCAAUUAAACAAGAUCACUCCCUUGAUGGACCCCUUACAAAUGGUGAUGGCAGAGAACCUCGGACAGGAAUCAAAAGAAAACUACUUAGUGCAUCAGAAGAAGAUGAAAGCAUGGGAAGAGAAGAGAAAGAGAAAAAAGAAACAAAAGAGAAAUCACAUUUGUCCUCCUCAGAGAGUGGAGAGUUAGGAUCCAGUUUAAGUUCUGAAAGUACCUGUGGUUCUGAUUCUGAUUCUGAAUCAACUUCCAGAACAGAUCAAGAUUACGUAGAUGGAGACCAUGACUAUAGCAAAUUCAUACAAACCAGGCCUAAAAGAAAACUCAGAAAGCAAUAUGCCAAUGGAAAAAGAAACUGGAAGACAAGAGGCACAGGAGGAAGGGGCAGAUGGGGCAGAUGGGGUAGAUGGAGUAGAGGAGGCCGAGGAAGAGGAGGCAGGGGACGAGGAGGUCGAGGAAGAGGUGCAGGUGCCACUAGAGGGAGAGGGAGAGGGAGAGGAGGAAGAGGUGCUUCUAGAGGAGCCACCAGAGCCAAACGUGCACGUAUUGCAGAUGAUGAAUUUGAUACCAUGUUUUCAGGACGUUUCAGUAGACUGCCUCGAAUCAAAACAAGAAACCAAGGCAGGAGGACUGUUUUAUAUAAUGAUGAUUCUGAUAAUGACAAUUUUGUGUCCACUGAAGAUCCUCUGAAUCUUGGUACAUCCAGAUCAGGCAGAGUGCGUAAAAUGACAGAAAAAGCCAGGGUUAGCCAUCUCAUGGGAUGGAAUUAUUAACAGUUAAUAAAUUUAGAGUAAUUUAAAAAAACUCAAUGGCCUUCUACUGCAGGGAAUUUACUAGGAAAUCUACAAAGCAAGUUGUGUGGGGACUUCUGCUUCCUUUCACAUUGGUGCUUUUCCAUUAUGCCAGUAUACAUUUGUUUCAAGACUUUUGAUCUCCACACUUCAUUUGUUCAAACAAGCCUUACUCAUUAGGCCUUAAAUUAAAAAAAAAAAUUCUGCCCACAUAUAGACACACACACACAACACAUCACAAACACACUACAGAUUUACUACAUUAAAGGAGCAUUCAGCUUCUUAAGAGUAGCAUGACAUUUUUAUCUCAAUUGAAUAUCCCUCUUUUGCUUUUGUAUCACAGAAGUAUAGCACCUUCUUACAGAGUUUUAUAUAGUUUGUUUUUGCCAUUUUAAUUCUUGUACCCAGUAAUAAUAACUUUUGCACAAUACACCAAUCCUAUAGGCAGCUAUUAAAUGUUUACAGUUUCUAUAUUGUAAGAACGAUCUGGAUUAUUUUACUCUUCCCAGGCCAAACUUUCAUGAAUUGUACUGAACUGAAGUAUAUAUUUAUACUACAGUUUUUUGGGGGUGGGGGGGAUCUUGAUAUGCUUUUCAUUGAUUUGCUUAAUUCAUGUUAAAGGUGAGAAAGGGUUGGUGCCUUGUAAAUAUGUAGCAAAUCUUUGUGGUGUGUCCUGAUGUUUGCAUUAACUUUAUUAAAAAAGAAUAUUUGAGGUAUCAAUCUAGACAAGGUGCCAAAUGCAAAAGUUUCUUGCAUCCAUUUUCUUUUUCCUAUUAUAUUUUAUUGCAUUAAUAGAACUUGUGUAGUUUAAAGAAUAACUUAAACAUUUGAAAAAAUCCUCAUCCACAAAGAAUAAUUUCUUUGAAUAGUAGCUCAGCUACCUCUAUUAACUACAACUACUGGAAACGUUAAGGAAAAUAGAUGCUGUUAUUCAUUACUAACUAAAAAAAUAGAACAAGCUUGGUAGGAAUGAAUACUCAUAUGUUAUAAGCUGAGAGGUUGUUAAUAAUUGUAUUGGUUCUCAAAUUAAUAGUUGUAAUUAACAAACUUUCAUAAGUGUAGUAUGCUGUACCUUAGGCUUUUUUUAGUACAUACUUGUGUAAGUAGACUUGGUCUACUGCUUAUGUAUCUCUGCUACCACUUGCUAUUUACAGCUGUGAGUGAUUGGUUUUCAUUUGAAUUUUAAAAUGUAACAAAACAGCUAGUUUGAAUUGGAAUGUUUUGGCUAGCAAAUAUUUUGAGGCAACUUUAAUAGGUUUUGCUCAUACCAUUCCAAAGGGUUCUUCUGUUAUAUUCUUUUAGAAAAGAACCUCAUUUCACUGCACAUUGAUAUUCAAGUCAUUAUUUUAUAGAUUAAAAAAAUCUUUAAAACCCUUAUGGUCUUGUUUACAGCAGUAGAGUGCACAUGAUUCCAUAAAUGAGCUUGAGUUCCAAGAUGAAUUUUAAUCCUCAAAUUUGAGAAAUUGCAGAUUCACUAAUUUGUUAAGGUGAGUGGGAUAAUAUUAAUCUCUGUUACUGUAACAGCAGAUUUGUUGCACUUAGAUCAGACUUUGGAGAUUAAAAAAAAAAAAAAACAACAAACUUCAUGUAUGCCUAGUAAUCCCAGGAUAUUUCUUAAACUAAUGUGUUUGUUUCAUGUUUCCAAUCAUUUUGUGCAUCUGAAAAUCCUUAAGUGCAAAGGAAGGAGUACACACAUAACUUUGCUCUUUUUGUUUGGAUCAGGUGGGGGUUGGUCCUGUACUAACUUUAAGCAAUUUUCACUUGCAGUAGAAAUGAUGUUCAGGCUUUAAGAAAGUAUUGUUGUGAAUUGUUAAUGGCACUAACUUCUGUUACUGAACAGUAGAUCAAGCUGAUUUUUUUGUUGUUGUUGUAGUGUUGUUGUUGUUGUUGUUUUUCACUAAACCAAAACUACUGCUGGUUAAACUCAGCUGACACUUUUAACCAUACUAUAGAUUCAAAAACAUUCACAUUUGAAACUCUGCAUUUGAUUUUUGCUAAAAUGUACUAUUUUAAUUAUUCAUCUCAUGGUCAUUUAGACUAAAUUUGUGUCUGUGUUUUCCUAGAAUCAAUAA